Messenger RNA from Rhagoletis zephyria (snowberry fruit fly), 1798 nucleotides. RefSeq names its product adenosine 3'-phospho 5'-phosphosulfate transporter 2 (gene Papst2). Gene Ontology annotation, molecular function: 3'-phosphoadenosine 5'-phosphosulfate transmembrane transporter activity. Gene Ontology annotation, biological process: 3'-phosphoadenosine 5'-phosphosulfate transport; transmembrane transport. The record is from RefSeq and is a predicted model, not a curated record. Gene Ontology annotation, cellular component: endoplasmic reticulum membrane; Golgi membrane. Lineage: Eukaryota; Metazoa; Arthropoda; Insecta; Diptera; Tephritidae.
UUUCAUAUAACCUUAAUUCGAAUUUCGAAGAUGCAUAGAAUGUAUAUGUGGCGGUUGGCAUGUAAACAAAGCUAGAUUUUAGGAUUGUAAGUGGCCGAGUGUUUUUCACAAAUUGUACUUUUAUCCAUUGAUAAGAGUGUAGAGUGAAACGUAAAUAUUUAAAACGACGCCCCGAAUCUUAUAAAAAUGAGUAACAACGGAGGCAAACAUCCGGAUUCUGAUCCACCUGAAUUGCGAAUUCUCUGCUUCAAUCUGACGUACUACAAUCGCACCACACAAUUCCUUCUAAGUUGUGCCGGUGUUUUUGUGCUCUACCUUAUUUACGGGUACCUGCAGGAACUUAUUUUCACUGUCGAAGGAUUUAAGCCAUACGGCUGGUUCCUCACUCUAGUGCAAUUCGGUUAUUAUAUAUGCUUCGGUGUGAUUGAACGCGAUUUAGAGGCAAGACGUAGAGAUAAGUUGCUGCCUGGCGGCAGCGUUGACACUUCUCAGCGUUGCAUACCGAUGCGUACGUAUUUUCUACUUGCUGCGCUAACACUUGGCACUAUGGGAUUGUCUAAUUCCAGUCUAGGUUACCUUAACUAUCCUACGCAAGUGAUUUUCAAGUGUUGCAAGUUGAUUCCUGUGUUAAUUGGCAGUAUUUUAAUACAAGGGAAACGUUAUGGACCACUAGACUUUGCAGCGGCAAUUGCUAUGUGCAUUGGUUUAGCUUGGUUUACGCUCGCUGACUCGCAAGUAUCGCCGAAUUUUAAUGUUACAGGAGUGGCUAUGAUAUCAACAGCUUUGUUGUGCGAUGCAGCUAUUGGCAAUGUACAGGAAAAAGCAAUGCGCGAAUAUCGCGCACCAAGCAGUGAGGUUGUGCUCUACUCUUAUGGGCUAGGUUUUAUUUAUCUGCUGGUUAUAUUGAUGUUGACGGGAAACUUUUUCAGCGGUUUUGCGUUCUGCCUGGAGCAUACUUUGGAAACAUUCGGCUAUGGCUUCUUUUUUAGCUUAUCUGGCUACUUAGGCAUACAAUUCGUGUUGGCUUUAGUGCGUAGCAGUGGUGCACCAGUGGCGGCUACGGUGACAACAGCAAGAAAGGCAGUAACGAUUGCUUUAUCGUUUGUUUUCUUUAGCAAACCGUUUACAUGGCAAUAUCUAUGGUCAGGUUUAAUAGUUGUGCUAGGCAUAUAUUUAAAUGUUUAUAGUAAAAAAACAAAGAUGACUAUGCGAGACUUUGAACACAAGUUGAAGUACGCACUUAACGCCUUCCGUAUUUGGGAAAGAUCGACCAGUCGCAAAUUCUUGGUGGAAGUAUGAAUAUGUCGUACGGUUUUCUCAUAUACAUACAUACGUCUGUACAUAAAUACUUGGCAAAUGUGUCAAGUUUAAGUAUGUUUUAACUACUUCGAUACCAAAUUUAGUGUAGAUAUAUGUAAUAAGCAAUUAGAUUUGGAAUCAAUAGCUCGUCAGACAUAUUCUUUGUAUCUGUGUAACUUAAACAAUAGCUACAGCUUCAACCCUCCAUCACCAACAAAUAAUUUUUCUGUUAAUUCAAAAUGACUCCUUCACUGCUGUUAAUUAUAAAAAUAUACAUACCUAGUUGCCGGAUAUUGGUAAUGGCCAUAAUAAAAUUAAAACAUAGUGCCACCCAGAUUUAGAUUACCUUUGAAGAAUAAAAGUUGGCAUUGUAGCUCGUUUUUGUUAUAAAAUCUACUAUAAACAUACGGCCUUUGAUAAGCUAUUAGCAGCAGUUUAUUACUAUAUAUAUUUUAUUUGUAUUUUUUAUGUAAGAAACAUUUUGUAUACAUGUAGAUAC